AUGACCAAUACUGCCCUUAUUUCACAGCAACUUCAUGAGUUCAAGGCCCAGGUUGAUCAUUCAAACGAUGAUAAAGCAGCAUACGCCAACUAUCUCCUGUGUAAGCAACACCUGUCCACGCUCAAGUCCAUACGGAUACGUCUGGUGGAAUCCAAGAAGGAUGAGAAAGUAAACGAUCUUUUGGAACAGUAUGCCAAUUCCAUAGAACAAGUGCAGCUUCCAAGUAUUCUUCUCUUGGAAUCGACUCUCGCAACUGAUAAGAAGAAAAGAAAUCAACGGUUGUCUGUUGACCUACACGCAGUUGGACUUGAACCUGUUGACGAGCUGGUUGGCUCCAGCGCAGUGGAAGACGAUGAGAACCUGACCCAACUGAAGCAGAG
Williopsis jadinii is the source of this 380-nucleotide messenger RNA. RefSeq lists its product as uncharacterized. The record is from RefSeq and is a predicted model, not a curated record. NCBI's taxonomy places the organism in Eukaryota, Fungi, Ascomycota, Saccharomycetes, Phaffomycetales, Wickerhamomycetaceae. The transcript has a single exon. The annotation marks the transcript as partial.